GUUUCUGUCCCUGAAGGAAAAUAUAAAUUUUAUUUUAAAUUUAUUUUUUUAAUUGUUGUUAAUUUAUAUAUUAUUACUAAAUCAGGUGCCGUAUGCUGAAACAAGCCCAGAUGUUCCUGAAAUCCUAUUUUUUCCUGAAAAUGGCUGAUGUUGACAAUACGUUGCCUAGAACCUGUUUAUCUCUUCUAUCAAACCUCAGUCCAUUCAUUGAAGGUUUUAGAUUUGCGCAGGCUGCUACAGAGCGUUCAAGGAAGGAUGAUUUUGAUGACUCUCUUCGUGACUUUCAGUUUGAAGAGUUCGACCCUAUGAAAGAAUUUCCAGUUAUUGAUCAAGAUUUUAGUAUUUUAGGAGUACGAAUUUUUGAUAAGAUUGACAAUAAGAAAGAAAAUCUACCUGAAAGUGCUGAACCACAAGAGCCUGCAGAAGUCAGUCCCUUGGUCAUAAGACGCUGUGAAUGCAAC
Messenger RNA from Stegodyphus dumicola, 461 nucleotides. RefSeq lists its product as uncharacterized. The record is from RefSeq and is a predicted model, not a curated record. Lineage: Eukaryota; Metazoa; Arthropoda; Arachnida; Araneae; Eresidae.